Messenger RNA from Racocetra persica, 3057 nucleotides. The record is from the annotation of a GenBank genome assembly. Lineage: Eukaryota; Fungi; Glomeromycota; Glomeromycetes; Diversisporales; Gigasporaceae.
AUGGCGGACACACCAGAAUCUCAGGAAUCAGCUAUUUCGACCACCGCCAAAUCAAAAAAUGCUGACAAAAAUGAAGCGAAAAGAAAGGCUAAACUCGAAAAAUAUGCCAAAAAACAGGAGAAAAUCUCUACCGCAAAUAAUAUGCCCGAAGGUGAUAAGAAAAAGGAAAAAGAAAAACAACCUAAAGCUGAGAAAGCAAUAACAAAUGAGGAGUUCAUCGAUAACACACCUGCUGGUGAAAAGAAAGAUAUGUCCAAACCUAUGGCAUCGUCCUAUAAUCCUAAAGCUGUUGAGUCCGCUUGGUACGCAUGGUGGGUAAAAAAUGGCUUCUUCAAACCAGAAUUUGCUGCAGAUGACAAACCAAAAUCGGAAGGAAUAUUCGUGGUUCCUGCCCCUCCACCAAAUGUAACAGGUUCCCUUCAUAUUGGUCAUGGCUUGACUGUUGCUAUUCAAGAUACUUUAGUCAGAUGGAACCGGAUGUUAGGCAAAACUGUAUUAUUUAACCCUGGCAUAGAUCAUGCCGGAAUUUCAACUCAGUCCGUUGUAGAAAAGAGACUAUGGACGGAGAAACAACAAACUCGUCAUCAUCUGGGUCGCGAAAAAUUCGUUGAAGAAAAAUUGUCCAAUGCCGUUGCAGAGACUUUUUGCCGUUUACAAGAAGAAGGCGUAAUUUAUAGGGCAACUCGGUUGAUUAAUUGGUGUGUUAGAUUAAACACCGCUUUGUCAAAUCUUGAAGUUGAGAAUAAGGAAUUAACAGGACGUACACUCGUAACAGUACCUGGGUAUGAAGAAAAAAUAGAAUUUGGUGUUCUAACGUCAUUUGGAUACCCUAUUGAAAACUCUGACGAAAGAAUAAUUGUUGCUACAACUCGACCGGAAACGAUGUUGGGUGAUACUGCAGUAGCCAUCCAUCCUCAAGACGAGCGAUACAAGCAUCUUCAUGGAAAAUUCGUGAUCCAUCCUUUUAAUGGCCGUAGACUACCAAUCGUUCUUGAUGAUAUUGCUGUAGAUAUGUCCUUUGGAACGGGUGCCGUAAAAAUCACCCCUGCACAUGAUUUUAAUGAUUAUGAGGUUGGGAAGAGACAUAAUUUAGAGUUCAUCAACAUUCUUAAUGAUGACGGCACUCUUAAUGAAAAUGCCAGCCAAUUUCAAGGCAUGAAACGGUUUCAUGUCCGUAAAUCGGUUGUAGAUGCUCUUAAAGAGAAAGGCUUAUUUAUCGGAACACAAGAAAAUCCAAUGACUAUUCCUCUUUGCGCUAAGUCCGGCGAUGUAAUAGAACCCAUUUUGAAACCUCAAUGGUGGGUUAGUUGUUCAAAUAUGGCACUCGAGGCAAUGAAGGCGGUUACGGAUGGAAAACUUCGUAUUUUUCCAAAAACGUCUGAAAAAGAUUGGUUCAGAUGGCUUGGAUCUAUUCAAGAUUGGUGUAUAUCUCGUCAACUUUGGUGGGGACAUAGAGUCCCUGCUUAUUUCAUCAAGAUAACAAAUGAAGUUCAGGACCGGUCCGAUGGCUCAUAUUGGGUUUCUGGUCGUAAUAUGGAUGAAGCCAACGAAAAGGCAAGGAAAAAGUUUCCAAACGUUGAAUUUAUUCUGGAACAAGAUCCGGAUGUUUUGGACACGUGGUUUUCAGCUGGAUUGUGGCCGUUUUCGAUCUUCGGUUGGCCUGAAAUGACUGAUGAUUUAGCUAAUUUCUAUCCAACAUCGUUGUUAGAAACCGGGUGGGACAUAUUAUUUUUCUGGGUAGCCCGCAUGGUUAUGUUAGGCAUUAAGCUUACCGGGCAAGUCCCUUUUGGUGAAGUUUUUUGUCAUGCUAUGAUUCGUGAUGCACAUGGGCGUAAAAUGAGUAAAUCGUUGGGUAAUGUGAUAGAUCCAGUAGAUGUGAUUGAAGGCAUCUCCUUAGAAAAAUUGCAUGCUAAAUUAUAUCAAGGAAACCUUGAUAAACGUGAAAUUGAGAAGGCCACGGCUGGUCAAAAAGCAGAUUAUCCAAAUGGUAUUCCAGAGUGUGGUACAGAUGCUUUACGAUUUGCAUUAUGCGCUUACACUUCGACGGGUCGAGAUAUUAAUCUCGACAUUCUUCGCGUGGAAGGAUAUCGUAAAUUCUGCAACAAAUUAUGGAAUGCCACUCGAUUUGCUUUGAUUAAAUUAGGAACUGACUUCAAACCGAGGCUCGACGCAAAUAUAACUGGAAAAGAAUCACUUGCUGAACUAUGGACAUUACAUAAGCUUAACCAAGCCAUUGUAGACACGAACAAAGCUCUUCAUGAAAAAAACUUUAUGAAUGCUACAACAGCUGUAUAUAGCUUUUGGUUAUACGUGCUGUGUGAUAUCUACAUCGAACUGAUAAAACCACUGACAGCCAAUGAUUCAAUAUCAUCAGAUGCCGAAUGUAAACGUUCUGCUGAAGAUACGCUAUAUACUUGUUUGGAGGCAGGUCUUAAAUUGCUUCAUCCAUUUAUGCCUUUUGUGACAGAAGAAUUAUAUCAGCGAUUGCCUCGACGUCCGAAUGACGAUAAUCCAACAAUCGUCAAAGCAAAAUAUCCGCUUGAGGUAUCAGAAUACCACAAUCCACACGCUGAAGAACAAUUUGAUCUUGUAUUUUCCGUUGUCAAAGCUGCUCGAUCACUUAUUGUUGAAUAUAAUAUUCGAUCUAACGCCUCACUUUUUAUACAAGUUGCUUCCGAUUCACUUGCAACGCUGUUCACCGCUCAAGAGCAAAGCAUUGUCACUUUGGUUAAAGGAGCAAAAUCUGUUCAUGUUUUUCAACAUGACGAAUCUAUUCCUGCUGGCUGCGCCUUAAGUACAGUUACUGAUGAAAUAAAUGUAUUGCUUUUGGUUAAGGGAUUCGUAGAUAUUGACGCGGAGGUUGCAAAAUUCCAAAGUAAACUUGAUAAGACUACUCAAGCAUUAGCAUUGCUCCAGAAAAAAAUACAAAUUCCGGAUUAUGAGUCCAAAGUCCCAAUAGAUGUUCGCGAUGCCAAUGAAGCCAAGCUCAAGGCUUACCAAGCAGAAGUUGACGCGUUAGGGCAUAGUAUUCAAAACUUUUUGAAAUUGAAAGAUUAG